This is a messenger RNA of Mizuhopecten yessoensis (Yesso scallop), 1086 nucleotides long. Its product is annotated as sodium-dependent multivitamin transporter-like. Gene Ontology annotation, biological process: sodium ion transport; transmembrane transport. Gene Ontology annotation, molecular function: symporter activity. The record is from RefSeq and is a predicted model, not a curated record. The coding region runs from base 209 to 667 and encodes 152 amino acids. NCBI's taxonomy places the organism in Eukaryota, Metazoa, Mollusca, Bivalvia, Pectinida, Pectinidae. The transcript is spliced from 2 exons. Gene Ontology annotation, cellular component: membrane.
GAUGCAUGCAUGCGGAUACGGAAUAGCAGGUCAUGUAAGUAGUUCACUGAUUCAGUGUUACUCGAAUACCAGUACUCACGUGCAAUAAAGAGGGAAAUAUCCUGCGGAUGUGAGAUUGUCUUAAACAGCUUUUUGAAAGCGAAAUAAAGUUAAAAGAAGAUUAUCAUCAUUUAGCAGUAGACUCCGAAAAUAAAUUUCAGACCAUACCAUGGAUGAGGAAAGAAAAUAUAGUUUUCAGACUGGAGAAAGGAACACAUUCGUGGUGGUGGAUUAUGUCUUGUUCGGCCUCCUUCUCUGUGUGUCUGCUGGCAUUGGUAUGUUUUACGCCAUCAAAGACAGAAGAAAACAGACCAUUAAAGAUUUCUUGUUGGCGGGAGGGAACAUGAGCGCCAUCCCUGUGGCCCUGUCCCUCCUGGCUAGCUUCAUGUCAGCCAUUACGUUGCUAGGGACGCCGUCGGAGAUGUACACUUAUACGACCAUGUACUGGUGGAUUGGACUGGGCUACUUCUUCACCAUCGGAGCAGCCGCUCAUAUUUAUAUACCGAUCUUCUACAGGCUAAGGGUCACCAGUGUAUACCAGAUGCAGAACAACUUAAAUAGUGAAAAAAAAGACGACCUGACGUCUGCUCAUCAAAAUUUGCGGUGGCCAUUUUUGAAAAGUGACUAAUUCACAAAAAGAGACAGGACGGAGUUGUUCAAAAUAAGAAUAUUAUAUUCUAUUUCUAGGGGUCGCUCCAAGGUAGAUUACUCUUAUACUUUGGUAAUGUUAGAAAACGCCAGGACACUUUCGCCGGUAAUGCUGUAUUUGGUACCUUGGUUUGUUUAACAAAAUGCUUGGUAAUAAUUGAAUGCCAGCUACUCAGUUAGUUGGGAAACUCAUUAUCAUGGUUUUAUGUAUCGUUCACACGAAUGCUGAACAAAUUACAUUUCUUUAAAGUACAUUGUAUAAACAAUAAAGUACUAUUCAUCCCAAUCGUGACGGCGUUGCCCCAAGACGACCGCAUUUUUAUUUAGCAUAAUUUUGUUUGAGUAGUAAGCUUCCCUUAGCUCAUUUCAACUGGUGCAUUAAAGAUCGUAGAUAAUUUA